AUGAUAUUAAAUACUGAUGCUUUUAAGAUCCAUACUUCACUCCAACUUAAUCCUCAUGCAAAAACAUCUAUAAAUACGGAAAUUCUAAGCUCUACUUCUUCAUCCACCACUCAAGCAGAGUUCUUCAUAAUUUGUUUUGCUAAGGAAAUGGCCAUCUCAAAAAGUUCCCUUCUUUUUAGCUUUACAUUAGCUAUUCUUCUUCUUAUUGCAUUUGAUGUCUCAGCUCAGACCGGUCAAGAUCAGCAACAUGUGAAUACUGAUAAAGGAGGCAGCUCCGGCAUGGGAAGCGGACGUGAAAAGAGUAACGGAGGCGGAUAUAGCAUGGGAGGUGGAUACGGAAAUAAAGGCGGAUACAACAUGGGAGGCGGAUACGGAAAGGGAAAUGAAGGCGGAUACGGAAAUAAGGGCGGAUACAACAUUGGAGGUGGAAUGGGAAAUGAAGGCGGAUAUGGAAAUAAAGGCGGAUACGGCAUGGGAGGUGGAAAUGGAAAGGGAAAUGAAGGCGGAUACGGAAAUAAGGGCGGAUACGGCAUGGGAGGUGGAUACGGAGAGGGAAAUGAGGGCGGAUACGGAAAUAAAGGCGGAUACGGCAUGGGAAAGGGAGGCGAUUACGGUAAAGGUCAGUAAUGUGAAUAAACAAAACUGUUUCCGGGGGGAGAACUUUGUAGCAUGUUUUGAACCCAAAUAAAUACAAAGGGAAUGUAUAUAUAUAUGUAAUGUAUAGUUUAAUAAGGGUUUUUAGAGGCUUACAUGCCCUCCCAUGUGCAAGUUUCCUACAGAAGUUUGGUCGCAAUGAUUGAAUUUGAUCAUUCUUGUCAUUGUACUUACUACUGGUUCCAUGUAAUAUUAUUAAUAAACUUUGCUAUCUAAAUAAAUAAUUGUUGUCUUU
This is a messenger RNA of Mercurialis annua (annual mercury), 889 nucleotides long. Its product is annotated as glycine-rich cell wall structural protein 2-like. The transcript has 2 exons. The record is from RefSeq and is a predicted model, not a curated record. NCBI's taxonomy places the organism in Eukaryota, Viridiplantae, Streptophyta, Magnoliopsida, Malpighiales, Euphorbiaceae. The coding region runs from base 1 to 627 and encodes 208 amino acids.